This is a messenger RNA of Xiphias gladius (swordfish), 2918 nucleotides long. It is a transcript of the gene sgo1, whose product is annotated as shugoshin 1. The transcript has 9 exons. The coding region runs from base 366 to 2339 and encodes 657 amino acids. The record is from RefSeq and is a predicted model, not a curated record. Gene Ontology annotation, biological process: meiotic chromosome segregation. Lineage: Eukaryota; Metazoa; Chordata; Actinopteri; Istiophoriformes; Xiphiidae. Gene Ontology annotation, cellular component: nucleus; chromosome, centromeric region.
AAUCAGCAGCCGCGGCUCAAAAUUCGAACGUCAACUCGCCGCGAGAGUCGGAUAAACUGAGAUCAAAUUGAUUAUCUUGGCUGUGUAAUUUGAAUAAUUAACGCAUUUUUGUUGAAGUUAUAAGUAAUUUACCAGCUAGCUUGGCGAUAUACACAUGCUGGUAAGUUGCUUUCAUGUAUAACGUCCUACUAGUCUGCUACUGAAGAUUGCCUGUCGGAUUGACUAACGUUAACGUCAGCUGGCGUGCUAACGUAGCUAGCAGGUUAGCUUUGUCAUUUGUUUUGCCGAGGUUUAUCAUCACCAUGCUGCGCGGUUGAACGGCUGGACACCGUAAAGCAGUUUGAACUGGUCAAAGAUCCUGAGCCAUGGUGAAAGAACGGGCCCAGAAGAAGUCCUUCCAGCAGAGUCUGGAGGACAUCAAGGAGAGGAUGAAGGAGAGGAGGAACAAACGGCUGGCCAGUGCCUCAGCUCCCAGCAGAGGACGGUCCAGAAUGAUAAACAAAAGCAGUGGGGCUAACUCCACACACACCAUCCUGAAGGGAGUCCAGUUGAACAACAAGGCGCUGGCCGUAGCCCUGCAAGCUGAGAAGGACAAAGUGAGGCAGGCCAAUGCAGUGAUCCUGCAGCUGAAACGAGAGCAACAGGCCCUGUUCCUUCACCUGCUUCUGCUCAAGAGGAAGCUCAAGGAGCAGGAAGCUCUGGCAGCGAGUGCUUCAGAGACUAAUACUACAAACAUCCUUGUUGAACCUCAUCACCACGUGAAUGCGGCAAGGAGAAAGCGGACCAGCCAGAACCUUAAUGAGCCCACUCUGUGCAAAGCCGCACCAAUUUGUGCAGAGCCUCAGCCCUCUGAAAAGAAUGGACAACCUGAAUGUGACAAGCAGGUUAUCUUGCCAUCUACAGUGGGUGUACGGCGUCGGCACGCAGAUAGAAGAAGCAAAAGGAGAUCCGAGCGUGUGCGGGAACAGAGGUCGUUGAGUGAGGGGGACUGCAUCGCAGGCUUAGGGGCUUUAAUAGCAAGUCCUAUAAGCAGUGACGAUAGAAAUCAAGAUCGGCCACAGCAAAGAGCAGAACAAGAAAUAGCAGAUCCUAUGGACACUGAGGAGUUUCAGCACUCUACUCCUGAACCUGUCCCACCUAAAAAAAACAACCAGCAGCAGCCCAAUAGGAAACAAGCCCAGCAGCAGCCCCGCACCAAACCAGAACUGGCUGCACGGAAACCUGAGAGAGGCCGCAGACCAGAGCGAGCCCAAUUAAAGAAACCAUGGGAAAAUCCCAAACCCAGAGCCCGCUCCAAGAGUCGGGACCGUUCAGCCACACGUUCCAAAACAGCACCUCCACCACAGGGCAAUAAGCUCAACACCUCACUGGGUUUUAAUGACACGUUUGACUUUAACUGUGAAGAGACAGUUCAUGUCACACCCUUCAGGGCAAAGGCAGAGGACAAUCAGCUGGCCGCGCCCAUCAGCGAAGAGGCUCCACAAAGAGGACAGCCCCAAACUGAAGCAUCGCCUGUCACUUCCCAACAGAAUGAGUCCAGCUCGUCAUCACCAACUUCUGAGUCAGAAGACAGCCUUUAUGUCCCUCAGAAAACCAGGAGGAGACAGACUUCACCGGACAAGACCAAGGUGAUCACCACUCGUAGAGGCCGGCCCUCUAAAGUCGUCAGACAGAAAGAAAGCAUCCCUCCAAAACAGGAGAUCUCAGUCUUUAGAGAUGAGGAGUCAAGUCCUAAGGCUGCAGAGCCUGAAAAGGAAGAAGCCCAUCUCCAUCACUCCCCUGACUCUAGUUUCUCUAACAGCCCUGACCCUGCGAGGAUGGGACAGGAAAACCACCAAGAGCCUCACAGGGAGGUUAUUGAGGAUUGUUUGCUCCCUGUCAGCCCUCUGGUUGAAGCUGAGAUGAUGAGGAUAGACAACGUCCUGUCCAAUUUUGGAGAUUCGUCCUGCGACGCUCCAUCUCUUUUACCCCACCAAACGCCCCAGAGGAUCAAGACGUGCAAGAAACGCGGGCUUGGUGUAAGGACAGCAGGGCGGGGCUUGAGUCUGUGUGAUGUGACCAAUCUGUCCCCUGCAGCCUAUCGCAAGUUCUCCUCUGAUGCCCGAUGCUCCACUCCUGUUCCUGCUCGCAAGCGCCGCUGCACCAUGGUGGUGGACUACAAGGAGCCCUCACUAAACGCGAAACUUCGGCGUGGAGACAAGUUCACAGACUUGCAGUUCCUCCGUUCUCCUAUUUUCAAGCAGAAGUCGGACAGGAGGUCUGUGCAGAAAUCAAGGAAAUCCAUGAGUGGCCAGCAACCAUUUGAGAAAUACAAUGAGUCGUUUGUUGGAUGUCGCUGAAACUAGCUACCUUGUUGUGAGUGUUGACUGGCAUUGUCAGUUUUAAAGUGCUUUUAAUAGAGUUUUGACAAGUGACCAUUUUGUUUUCACUCUUAAGGUUGUAUUUCUUUUAUAUGAUGUGAUUUGUGUGAUAUGUAAUGCGACUGUGAUCAGUUUGUUUCAUGCUUAUUUUGCAUGUUUAUGGUUUUUCUUCUCUCCUCCAUUUCCCAUCUUCAUCUCUAGGUAAACGUAGUAAUUGCUAUUUUCUGAAGAAAAUAUUUUACAAUUUUUUUUUGUCGUCAUCUUACCUCUGUUUCUAUUAUGAGAUCCUGAAUAUAUUAAUAUUCCAAUUUAUAUCUUUCUUUAAUUGCAUCUUCUACUGUAUGAUGUGACAAUAAACUUUCUUUCUUCAUUUGCUCUAUUGCAUUAUACAAGUUUAUAUUGAUGGCUGUGCUGGAAUGACAAUGAAUAUGAUGAGCUUUAUUGGAGAGGGGUUUGUUUAUCCUGACAGGCUUACAUCUGAACACAUCAAAGUUUAGAUGGAACUUGAUUUGUGUCAUGUCAUUCUUGAAUUGUUAAUUAAAAUCUUUUGAAAAUGAA